This is a messenger RNA of Sphaeroforma arctica JP610, 357 nucleotides long. RefSeq lists its product as hypothetical. The annotation marks the transcript as partial. The record is from RefSeq and is a predicted model, not a curated record. The transcript has a single exon. NCBI's taxonomy places the organism in Eukaryota, Ichthyosporea, Ichthyophonida.
CCGCCUCUACCAUCUCCACACAUCCCUGUGGAUGCUAUGUCAACUACGGCUUUCGAUGGCUCUUAUCACACGGACACAGACGACCCAUUCGACUCUCCCCGCUCACCCCGAUCCACUGGCUCACACUCGUCCGUCACAACCUUCGACGACGGCCUCAGCUUCCCUGUAGAUCUCAGUAAGUAUACUGCUCAUUUCAUUUUCCCUAACACCCCAUUUCUCUCUGCUCGAUCGGCCACCACUGGUGAUCUCACUAUCAUUACACCCCUCGAAUUGCUCGACCUUGCAAACUUCGAUGGAUAUUAUUCACUAUGUUUCAAACUAUGUUAACAAAUGUAAGUCAGUUAACAUUUACCAGUG